UCAGGCUCACAGAGACAAACAAACAAAUUUAUCUCUUUUUUGUUGUACGGAGAGAUGGACUCCAAUAAGAACCACUCCUCCAAUCAUAUUAUGCAUGAAACAAAAAUGCCAAUUUUUAUUGUAAUCACUACUCUUUAGUCUAUAUUAUCAGUGCAGUGGUAGAUACAGCAGGAGAAGAUAGAGAAUCGAUCAAUCAAAAGCUUCAAACAUAACUUAAAUCAACAAAGAGACAGAUAUACAUACAAAGCAUCCUCCUCAUCUGUUAAAACUACCUACCCACUUCAUGGCCAUAUCUCUUUUGAAUCCCCACACUUCAUCAUUUUUAUCUCAUUUCUCAAAUCCCCAAAAACCCUUAAUUCAAUUACCCUCCAAGACUAAAACCCACGUUACCAUCAAUCCCAAUCAUAGAUUUUUUCCUCCUCUUCUUCUUACUUCAAUUAACACAAGAAAAAAAUCAUAUUUAUAUACAAAAUCAGCUUCAGUUGAUGGGGUUUCUAUCGAAAACCUUUACAGUGAUGUCAAUGGGGAAGAAGAUGGUUUUAAUGGAUUUUCACAGAAAUUACAAAAAUGGGUUUCUUUUAUUCAAUCAAUUGUUCCAGGUGGAAGUUGGUGGAAGUUGACUGAUAAGAAAGUACAAGGGAUUGGAUUUGCAAAACCAGUUACUGUUUACAGUGCACUUUCUAGGAUGUGGGAAUUAGUCGCUAAAGAUAGAUGGGUUAUUUUUGCUGCCUUCUUUGCCUUGACUUUUGCAGCGCUUUCAGAGAUAUCCAUACCGCAUUUCUUAGCAGCAUCUAUAUUUUCAGCACAGAAGGGUGAGACAAUGGUGUUUUAUAGGAACGCUCAGCUCUUAGUUGUGCUGUGUUUUACUUCAGGAAUUUGCAGUGGUUUGAGGAGUUGCUGUUUCGGAAUCGCAAAUAUGAUCCUGGUUAAGCGCAUGAGAGAAAUGCUAUAUUCAGCUAUUCUCUUUCAGGAUAUAUCCUUUUUCGACGGUGAAACAGUCGGUGAUUUAACAAGUAGACUGGAGUCGGAUUGUCGGCAAGUAUCCCGUGUCAUCGGAAAUGAUCUUAAUAUGAUACUACGGAAUGUUCUUCAGGGGACAGGUGCUUUGAUCUACUUGUUUAUUUUGUCAUGGCCCCUUGCGUUAACAUCAUUUGCGAUCUGCUCGUUUUUAGCUGUGGUCAUGCUGAUUUAUGGCCAGUACCAGAAGAAAGCUGCAAAAGUAACACAAGAAUACACAGCUAAUGCAAACGAAGUUGCACAAGAGACAUUAUCUUUAAUGAGAACAAUUCGAGUCUAUGGAACAGAAAAACAAGAAUCUGGAAGAUAUGGGAUCUGGCUGGAGAAAUUAGCUGAUAUUAACUUGCGGCAAUGUGCGGCUAAUGGAAUUUGGACUUUGAGCUUCAAUACUCUUUAUCAUUCCACACAGGUUAUUGCUGUUCUAGUUGGAGGGACGUCUAUCGUAAAUGGUCACAUCACUGCAGAGCAACUUACAAAGUUCAUAUUGUAUUGUGAAUGGUUGAUAUAUGCAACAUGGUGGGUUGGAGACAAUUUAUCAAAUUUAAUGCAGUCUGUUGGUGCAAGUGAGAAGGUGUUUCAACUAAUGGAUCUCUUGCCAAGUGACCAGUUCUUAUCAGAAGGAGUGAAACUGCAAAAAUUGAAGGGGCAUAUCGAUUUUGAUAAUGUAUCUUUUCAUUAUCCUUCAAGAGUAAUGGCACCUGUUCUACAACAUAUCAACUUAUCAAUACACCAAAAUGAAGUGGUUGCAAUUGUUGGUCUUAGUGGUAGCGGUAAAAGCACAUUGGUUAGUCUCCUGCUCCGCCUUUAUGAACCAACUGAUGGGAAGAUUCUAAUUGAUGGAGUUCCUCUCAACGAGUUGGAUAUAAAGUGGCUGAGAGGGAAAAUUGGAUUCGUAGGACAGGAACCACGUCUCUUCAGAAUGGAUAUACGUUCAAACAUAAGAUAUGGAUGCGGCCAAGAUAUCACAGAAGAAGAUGUGAUAAUUGCUGCUAAACAGGCUUAUGCCCACGACUUCAUCAUGUCUCUUCCAAAUGGUUAUGAAACUAUAGUCGAUGAUGAUCUUCUCAGUGGGGGACAGAAGCAGCGGAUUGCCAUUGCUAGAGCUAUUCUUAGAGAUCCAUCCAUUUUGGUUCUUGAUGAAGCCACUAGUGCAUUGGAUGCAGAGAGUGAACAUAAUAUCAAGGGGGUUCUUCGUGCUGUACGAAAUGAUUCCAAGUCUAGGAGGACAGUCAUUAUCAUUGCGCACAGGCUAUCAACAAUACAAGCUGCUGACAGGAUUGUGGUAAUGAGCGGUGGUAGAAUAGUUGAGAUGGGUCAGCACCAAGAGCUCCUACAAGCAGACGGCUUAUAUGCCAGAUUAACCAACAAGCAGGCGGAUGCGCUGACAUGAUCUUCAAAUUGGUCUUUUGUAUGCGAGCAGGAACUUGUUUCACAGCUUUUGAAAGAGGCAACAGUCCGCUAACUUUCUCCCAUUGUUUUUUAUACUAAAAGAUCAAUACACCAGUAUACACACAAAUACAACUGAUACUAGCACAUUCUUCAGUGUUUCACAAUGUUUAAAGAUGUGUAUAUUAACUAUUUUAAGGCAUUUGCUGUUUACUCUCUCAUGUCAGAUGUGUAAACAACUCCUAUCUGAUAUAUUUUCUACUUUUCCUAAGAAUUUCACUUGAAAAAAA
This is a messenger RNA of Papaver somniferum (opium poppy), 2693 nucleotides long. Its product is annotated as ABC transporter B family member 26, chloroplastic-like. The transcript is spliced from 18 exons. Gene Ontology annotation, cellular component: membrane. The coding region runs from base 284 to 2407 and encodes 707 amino acids. Gene Ontology annotation, biological process: transmembrane transport. NCBI's taxonomy places the organism in Eukaryota, Viridiplantae, Streptophyta, Magnoliopsida, Ranunculales, Papaveraceae. The record is from RefSeq and is a predicted model, not a curated record. Gene Ontology annotation, molecular function: ATP hydrolysis activity; ABC-type transporter activity; ATP binding.